CGCCAUUUGGGCGCCAAUGGAUCAAUUACGCUUCAUGGUAAACAUAAAGAUUCCGUCCCUCAAGAGAGCUGUUUUUGACACUGGUUGAAACGUUUGACCAUGGCUCAGAGUGAUAGGAAUCCGCAGUCUGAGGACUUUCCCCAUGCAGCGACUGAGAACCUUGAAAUUAUAAUCGUCGGAGCCUCCCUAGGCGGCUUAGCAACCGCUCUUGCUCUCAAACGCCUGCCGCCUCCCCACGCGCACACGAUCACCCUUCUUGAGCGCAACCCUACACCCCUUCUUCAUAACCAAGGUGCCGGCAUUGUUGCAGGUGGGGAUACGCUUGCCUUCUUCAAGCGCUAUGACAAAUGUGGACGAGAUCUUGCUGCAGGUUCUAUCAGACGACAGUACCUGGACAAAGAUGGAGACAUCAUACACAAGGAGGAUAUGCGUCAAAACAUGACAAGCUGGGACUUGGUAUACCAUAUCCUCAGAGCGAAUGUUGAUGGUGUGAAGAGUGACUACUGUGACGUACCCGAGGAAGAUUCCAGGGAGGCCAAGGUUACCCACCUGCAUGGACACAAGGUCACUAGCGUGGAAGAGAAAGGAGACAGGGUGACGGUCAGAUGUGAGACAAAUGAGGGGAAGGAGAGGGAUAUGGUAGCUGAUUUGGUCAUCGGUGCCGACGGGCCAAGCUCGACGAUCCGGUCUAUUCUCACGCCGGAUGUUGAGCGCACGUAUGCAGGCUAUGUCGCUUUACGAGGCACCGUACCAGAAGGUGAAGUCAGCCCAAAGACACGCGAAGCAUUUAGUGAACGCUUCACAUUCUUCCACGCCAAGGGAGUUCAGAUUCUCGCCUAUCUGAUUCCUGGAAAGAACGGCACACUAAAACCUGGCCAACGUCUCAUCAAUUUCGUGUACUACACUAACCUCCCAUCGCCCUCCCUAAUCAACCCGUCGCCCGAGUUCCGCGAACUGAUGACCGACGUCGACGGUCAAUACCAUCGCAUCACAAUGCCUCCGGGUAAAACCGAUCCGAAAGCAUGGGAAAAGCAACGUCAGAUUGCGAAAGAGAAGCUACCACCACAGUUUUCCGAGAUUGUAUGCGGAACCAAGAAGCCCUUCGUCCAAGCAGUCACCGAUGUAAUCUCGCCCACGAACGAUUUUUUUAACGGACGCGUAAUCCUUAUCGGGGAUGCAUUGGCUGGCUUCCGACCGCAUACGGUAGCUAGUACCAGCCAGGCGUGCUUCGAUGCUAUGAUCUUGGCAGACAUGAUCGCAGGUGGGGUCAGUAGGAAAGAGUGGAAGAAGCAGACCCUUGGGUAUGCACGGACGGUUCAGAAGAGGGGUGUGGAUAUGGGGGAGAGAAGCCAGCAUCAAGACCUACCACUGAAGGAGCAUAUACACGAUCGCAACCUUGCGAGUAAACCUAGAGAAGAGGAGGUUUGGCCAGAGUGGGCGAUAAGCGACGUGUUGUGAUAAAGCCGCUUCCGUAGUUUGAGUGCAACAAAUCCAAUCAUGCUCAAAUGGGGUUUACUGCCUGGCUAUAGGUGGUGAAAGUGUCUUCCCCAAACAUUGACUACG
This is a messenger RNA of Cucurbitaria berberidis CBS 394.84, 1563 nucleotides long. RefSeq names its product FAD/NAD(P)-binding domain-containing protein. The transcript has 2 exons. The record is from RefSeq and is a predicted model, not a curated record. Lineage: Eukaryota; Fungi; Ascomycota; Dothideomycetes; Pleosporales; Cucurbitariaceae. The coding region runs from base 100 to 1458 and encodes 452 amino acids. Gene Ontology annotation, molecular function: FAD binding.